This is a messenger RNA of Suillus discolor, 1713 nucleotides long. RefSeq lists its product as uncharacterized. Lineage: Eukaryota; Fungi; Basidiomycota; Agaricomycetes; Boletales; Suillaceae. Gene Ontology annotation, molecular function: GTP binding. The record is from RefSeq and is a predicted model, not a curated record. The transcript is spliced from 15 exons. Bases 1 to 1713 code for a protein of 570 amino acids.
AUGUCGAAAAAUACCCCUACUAUAGCCGCCUCCUCUGUUCCUCUCUGCAUCUCUAGUAUUGACAUCCGCCUUGAUGAUACUUCGAAGAAGAAGGUCGAUUUUGCCGAGUUGAAGCUUGAUUCACAGCGACGGAAAAUCCACCACAGUUCGGAACCAGGCAAAAACCUCAGUGCAAAGUUCGAUCCCGCCAUAAAAGACAUCUUGGCCGAAACAGUGGAUCCCAGCGGACAACGAGAGUAUAGCACGGUUCAGCGGAAGAUGACAGUUGCCAUUACUACAAUAUCGCAGUCGCAGUCGACUAGCAGGGAUAUUCUAGAGAAUUGCCCGAGAUUCCGGCUACUGGUGAUAGGCAAUACUGGAGUCGGAAAGUCGACACUGAUCCGGCAGGCAUUCAAACUAAAUGAACAUGUUGCUGACUACGAGUGUGGUAAAGCGAAUAUCAACGAGGAAUUCACUGCGCCAGAAAAUGAACGAUUCGUCGUCCACGAUAGUCAGGGAUUUGAAGCUGGCGAUAGCGAAAAUUUUGCGAUUGCAAAAGACUUCAUCAAGCGCCGACGCAACAUGCUGGCACUGCAGGACAAAAUUCACGCGGUCUGGCUUUGCAUCUCGAUACCUCUUGCCAAUGAAGCCUUGUUUGAGGAUGGAAUAGAGGAAUUCAUCAAAUUGAGGAAGGAAAUACUAGGCGAUAUUCCCAUAAUUGUCGUCUUCACCAAGUAUGACACUCUUGUCAACGAUUUGGAGCUCGAGGCCCGUAUGUCAGGCGAACAUGACGAAACCGCGCUCGAAGCGCGUAAAGUUGACAAAUUGAAUGAACUGUGUAUCCAGCCGCUUAAGGAAGUAGCCGGAAGCGACAUUUUGCACACAACGGUUUCUAUGGAUGAAGAGUACGAGAGCACCAUAAGACGACUGAUCGAUCUUACAACCACGAGCGUCGAAGAAUUUGUCGCCUCAGAAGCGGCAUUAGUAAUGAUGAUAGCCCAACGGGCAGACAUCGGUCUUAAAGUCAAGGCAUCACUUAUCAUUGGCAACAGAAGAUAUUGGAGAGGUCUCGCUGCGAACGUGAACUUCAAAGGCUUUACCAUGUCGGACUGCUUGUCUGUGAUUCACAAGGACGUCAUCGAUGUUUGGAACUUCAACGACCCUCACUGUCACUUGGCCAGUGACCAGUUCAAAGGAUUGAUACUAAAAGAUCUAGACAAAGCCGACGAACCGAUGCCAAAAGUUCCAGACAUGGUCGACCUUCCGUGGACAGCAGCACAACCUUUAAACAUUAGCAGUGAAUUCGGUCUUGCGACGAUUACAGCGAUUUUGACAUUGCUAGCUGGCGCGUUUCCACCGAUUGCCGCAGGGGUGGCCUUGGUUGAAUGUGCUCGUGAUGCCUAUCAACAUACAAAGAUUGUUUUACAGCGGAUUAUGACGUAUAUCGUGGAUUUAACAUGCGUCAUGCAGAUCUUGUUCCUGCUAGCACCGACAGGGCCUAUUUCUCGUCACGUCGUCAAAAUUGCCACCAAAGCCUAUGAGGAGGCGUGCAAGAAUAAAGUCCACUUAGCAAUCCAAUCCUAUUGUGUGUCUGCCAUGAGUACAGGAGAGGGUGAUGCGCUGGAGACGAUUGUUAGGAUGAUCAAGGAUCAUUCUAUCCAGGCUGACGAAGUUCAGGGCCUGAGGGCACGGAUGGAGGGGCCCGUGGAUUCGAAAGCAGACGAAGAGUGGUAG